Prunus dulcis (almond) is the source of this 998-nucleotide messenger RNA. RefSeq lists its product as uncharacterized. Lineage: Eukaryota; Viridiplantae; Streptophyta; Magnoliopsida; Rosales; Rosaceae. The coding region runs from base 147 to 506 and encodes 119 amino acids. The record is from RefSeq and is a predicted model, not a curated record. The transcript has 5 exons.
CCUAACCUGUCCUUUUAUUUGGUAAUUCCUCCAUAAACCCCGGAAAGGAUAAAGAAAAGAAAAAACACAGUGAACCCUCACACACAAAGUGCAGCUCCAAGCUUCCAAUUCCAAUUCCGGCAGCUUCCCGCAGAUCCAAAGAAGCUAUGGUGAAUCAGCCAGUGGGCAACGAUACUGAUAAUACGGAGAGAUCCAAAGAAGCCUUGGUGGAGAAUCAACAGCACGACAACUUCACUGAUGAUACAGAGAGAUCUGAAGAAUCCAUGGGGAAUCAGCAGAACAACAUCGUCGGCAACAAUACAGAGAUGUCUAUGGAGUCUGAUGAUCAGCGUAAGUGGCCUGAUAUUGAGGACAGCUGUAAGAUACAAUCGAUAUCAAGCGGUGAAGGAUCACCUGAAGUUUAUUUUUACCCACGCAACGGGUCACCUUCUAAGACUAAGAUGUCAGGACCCAAGCAGUUUCUGCAAAAGGCAUGGAAAUGGUUUCCAGGAAAAGGAAGAAAGUAACUUCAGCUAGCUGUUCUUUCCUUCUUUUUGUUUUUCCAAAUUUUGAAAUCCCAUUGACAACAUUGCAUUGUUGUAAGAUGGUUUCGAUAGCUUUAUUUUUCUUCUGGAAUAGUUUCCACAUUUAUGGUUCCUAAAAGGCCCCUUUGUUUAGUAUCUCUUGUGGAAUAUGGGCCCCCCUUUUGCCAGUUUUGGUCCAACUGAAGAAUUCAGGGCUGUUUCUAUGGUCCCCUUUGCGAUUCUUCAGGAUCGAAUUAUGUGGCCUUGGAGGGUGGUGGUUUGGCUAUCAAAAUAUGGAAGAUGGUGAGGUCUUCUGGUGUGCUUGUGUGCAAGUGGAUAAAGGGAGAGAAACCAUAGGAGUUUUAUUUUAAGGCAAAACGUCACUUUUGGUCAAUGUGGUUUAUCACCUUUACCGCUAAGGCAUGUGGUUUUAAUUUAGUCAUUUUUGUCCAUGUGAUUUUAAUUUGAAGCAAUUCAAGGAUGAUUUUCCAUUUC